This is a messenger RNA of Cuscuta europaea, 2221 nucleotides long. The record is from the annotation of a GenBank genome assembly. NCBI's taxonomy places the organism in Eukaryota, Viridiplantae, Streptophyta, Magnoliopsida, Solanales, Convolvulaceae.
ACGAUACCCCAGUUUUUAAAUGGAUAGUGGAGUUGUCGACUUAAAAUAAAUACGAAGAUAUCUAAGUCAAUAUACAUUUUUGGGAAAAAGAGUGGGUAAGAGAAACAUCCGAGAAGCUCUGAGUCACGGCUCUGGUGCUGGACAUGGGGGAGGAAGGGCAACACUGACCGAAAGUACACCUCAUAAUAUGUAAGGUGCGUGUGCUUCUUUUUAAUGCCCCUCCAAUGGCCGCGCUACGCCUUUUAUUUCUCUCGGAUUGCUUUUCUGCUAUUAUAAUCCAUCUCUCGUAGUACUAGAUGGCGAACAUCUGCUGUGGAUUGCUGAAUGAGAGUAGCGUAUCGCGGUCUUCUUCAUCGUGCGAGACGUCUUCCUGGUCGGCCAAGAGGAGGAGACUGGAGAUCGGUAAGAUUAAGUUAGUUUCCGGAGGAGCUCCGUCGGAAACAGAGAACAGACUGAAACGUCCUCGUUUGGAGAUGUGUUCCUCUUCAGGAUCGAUUUCGAGGCCGUGCUCUAGCGUCGUUAACAAUUCCGACAACUCCGAAGCUGAGGAGGCGGUUGUGAACGGAAAAGCUGGAUUGAUUUUGAGCUCGUUGACGUCUGGUUUGCUGCCGAAAUUCGGUGUGGCCUCCGUCUGCGGACGCCAGCGGGAUAUGGAAGAUGCGGUUGCGAUUCAUCCGUGGUUAUGCCAUAAGGAUCGCGAAAACAACACCGAAUUGCACUACUUCGCUGUGUACGACGGCCAUGGAUGCUCUCACGUUGCGACGAAGUGUAAAGAGCGAUUACACGCGCUCGUGAAGGAAGAGGUGGAGAAGAAAGAGGAUUGGAAGCGUGCGAUGGAGCAGAGCUUCAGGCGCAUGGACAAGGAGGUGAUUGCGUGGAACGAGAGCGUCGUUCGUGGCAGUUGCCGGUGUGAGCUGCAAAGCCCGGACUGCGACGCCGUCGGGUCAACCGCCGUCGUUGCAAUUGUAACCCCGGACAAAAUCAUAGUGGCCAAUUGCGGCGAUUCCAGGGCGGUCCUUUGCCGGAACGGCAAAGCUAUUCCUCUCUCCAAUGAUCAGAAGCCGGAUCGCCCGGAUGAGUUGAAUCGGAUCCAGGAAGCCGGCGGGCGGGUCAUAUACUGGGAUGGUGCUCGGGUUCUCGGAGUGCUGUCGAUGUCAAGAGCCAUAGGCGACAACUAUUUGAAGCCCUAUGUGAUAUGUGAGCCGGAGGUGACAGUCACUGACCGGUUGCCGGAAGACGACUGCUUGAUUCUGGCAAGUGACGGAUUAUGGGACGUGGUGUCGAACGACAUUGCAUGCGGAGUUGCGCGGAUGUGCUUGAACGGGAAGAAGCGGGCGUCUCGCCAUGGCCUGUCGGAGAAGGAAAUAGUACUACAGAAUUCCGACAAAGUUUGCUCCGAUGCGUCGGUGUUGUUGACGAAGUUGGCCCUGGCGAGGCGGAGCUCGGACAACGUGAGUGUAGUCGUGGUCGACUUGAAAAAGGCCACAUAGAUCCGUGGAGAUAUUAUCAUGACCAGUGAAACAUGUUACGGAGUAGUUAGUUAGAGAUAUUUUGAUAUGAGUGCCUUUUCCCGGUAUUUCUAUGUCAAACUAUUCGGAGUGACGUAAGAUUAGGGGUCUAAAAUGUUAAAAUAGAUUUUUGGACUCCUAAUUUCAUGUAGUGGUAGGAUAUAAUGAGUAUUAAAAUAGAAAAGGGGGUGGAGGGGUAAAUAUAGAUGGAGGAUAAAAUCUCAAGGCUCAAAAAUAUUGUGGACACGUGGAGAGGAGACUAAGAUAGAGAACUGUGGAGGUAUGUGUCCAUUAGAUUUUUUUUAAAUGAAUUAUUGUUGAGGUAUAUUAUCUCAUUCUGUUACUAUUGAGGAGCCCAAGGCCUCGCCGCAGUACGAAGCCCGAAUGAUGAAGUCCAUUUCAGUCUAUCAAGCUUGGUUCGGCCCUUUGGACCCAUUUUGGCCCACUUGGCCCAUUAAAAUAGGCUUUUCCCCUACCCCUUUUCCCUAUAAAUAAGAGGCCUUCCCUCCAUGUUAGGGGUUGGUUUCUUCUUCCCCACUUCCUCCUUUGUUUUCUCUAGAAUAAUUGGCUAGCAAUUUCCAUUAAUGGAAGUUUCAUACUUGUACUAUAUAAAUGGUGAGGAGAGUUUAAUGAGAAUGAGAGUGCUUGGACAUUAGCAUAAAAAGUCUCGUGGUUUUCUCCCUUUCGGGUUUCCACGUAAAAAUAGUUUGUUC